AUGCGGCCAGUUCAUAAUGUUUGCCUGCUAUUCCUGCUGCUCGGAGCAGCUGUGUGCUCUGUGACGGCACAGAAGGGUCGACUGCUGGAUGGCCAGGCGGCCGCUGUUGGCUCCCAUCCCUACAGUGUCUCGCUGCAGCGAAAUGGCGCCCAUAUCUGUGGAGCUGCUCUGAUCAGCAACAAGGUCUGCCUGACCGCCGCUCAUUGCGUCACCAUUGGCGGCAUUGAAAGCUAUCCUGCACGCAGUUUCUUGGUACGCGCGGGCAGCAUUCAGCGUGUGGCUGGCGGCCAGCUGGCCCAGGUGGCUCGCAUAGUGGUGCACAAGGACUAUGCGAAUGGGCUCAAUGAUCUGGCUUUGGUUGUUCUCGAGCAGGCCCUGACGCUGAAUGCCAAUACACAGCCCAUUGCUCUGGCCAGCCAAGCGCCGCCCGCCGGCGCGGAAAUCACCUACACCGGCUGGGGUGCCAUACGCAAUCAGGGCACGCUUAGCCAACGCCUGCUGGUGGGCAGCCGGCAGACAAUUAGUGCAGCCGACUGCCAGAAGCAACUGUAUAUAGAUGACGAGGGACUCUUGUGCCUGACGUCAGCAUCAGAGACGGCCUCUGACGGCAUAUGUCAUGGCGAUGCCGGUGCGCCGGCUGUCUAUAAGGACGAGCUGGUUGCCAUUGGCGGCUUCUAUGCUGACGUUUGUGGCAGCUCCCUGCCCAAUGGGUUUAUGAAUGUCGCCCAUUACUUAGACUGGAUUAAGGCUAAUAUGUAAAAGAUUUGAACCCAGUCACCUCCACGACGUAUGCAUGACACGAAUGUGCCAACACGAAGGCUUUCUAUGAUAUGAUAGUCAUAUAAGAUUCUUAAAAUAAAAUUUCAUCGCUGCUCGAUACCUACUUUCCAACGGUUGGCAAUUUGGUAUAUUCAAAUAUUGAUAUGGCAUCUGGCCUGGAGAGAUUAAUCAUUGGAAUGUGCAGGCUAUCCUCUUUUAUCCUCUAACGACAAUCCUCUGCAAAAGUAUAAAAUUUGCUUCUAAGACCUCUAAAUAAGCACAAAAGAAGAUAACUGAUUUGCAACUGAAUUUUAUAUUCUUUGCUCAGGCAAAGCCUGAAAUACUUGUUGGUAUAUAUUGUACAUGUAUAAACUUCAAUUUGUUAUCUUAAUAUAGAGUAUCUGACUGUCGGAUUCUGCUUUUGGAUAGUCUUCAUGCCGACUCCUCGAAACUUAUAGAUUCUGACCAAGGACACCAUAUAUAUACCUUGAAGUGUCGAAAAUGCUUUCUUCUUACUGUUACAUACAUUGGCACAAAACUAAUAUACCCUUUUAAACAUUUUCAAUGGGCUCAGGGUGUUAAUAUAAUCUGAGUAGACAGUAUGCGUAGAUUAAAGUUUCCCAUGGGCGCUAAAUGCUUGUUUUGAAAGAACAAAAACUUAGCAUAGGUGUAUAUACUAUAAGUAAAUACUUAGGAUGUAUUAAGGUACAAAGGUUUGGAGUUGGGUGGAGAAUUCUUCCUAGCUAUGCACCCAAUAAGAUCGUUAAGGAGUUUAGCUCGUGUGGCCAGCUG
Messenger RNA from Drosophila novamexicana, 1551 nucleotides. RefSeq names its product serine protease SP24D. Bases 1 to 759 code for a protein of 252 amino acids. Gene Ontology annotation, biological process: proteolysis. The record is from RefSeq and is a predicted model, not a curated record. The transcript is spliced from 2 exons. Gene Ontology annotation, molecular function: serine-type endopeptidase activity. NCBI's taxonomy places the organism in Eukaryota, Metazoa, Arthropoda, Insecta, Diptera, Drosophilidae.